GUUGGAGCUAGUAUGCGCCCAUCUAAAUUCCGGUCGUCAAAUACCUCCCAAAUCAAACGAGAUGAUUGAUCUUUGCCAAACACAUCAAUAUGAUAUUUCAUCAUACGAUGCAAUUUUCCGAGAACGAUGCAAUAUUGCAUUAUACAAGGAAAUUAAGGAGCUAAAAAAUCUGUCAAAUAAUCUUAUUAAUGAAUGGGCAAUUUACUCAGGAUUAUCGGAAACAUUCAGUGAAGAUUUUGAUUUAGACACGUAUUGGCAUGAGAAGAUGACUUUAUUACCGAAUCUUAGCAAAAUUGCAUUAUUGUAUAUUUGGUUGCCGGUUUCAGGAGUAGAUGUAGAACGUAGCUUUUCGGCAUAUAAACGAAUUUUAACAGAUAAUAGACAUGCAUUGUCAGAAAAUUCACUUAGAAUGCUAAAUUUUUUGAAUUUUAAUAA
Ambispora leptoticha is the source of this 435-nucleotide messenger RNA. The record is from the annotation of a GenBank genome assembly. Lineage: Eukaryota; Fungi; Glomeromycota; Glomeromycetes; Archaeosporales; Ambisporaceae.